ACUGCAUACAAAUGUAACCUCAAUUAUUGUUUGUAUUCAUAAACCAUUCUAAUAUUUGAUGCUUAUUGCUUUUGCUUAUUUUUUCGUUCUUUAACAAUUUUUAUUAACGUAGUGUCUGUGUUGUGUGUCCAUCAACCGUUCCAGUAAAGUGAGUACUGUUUUCAUCUGUUUUAAUCUGCUUAAUCAUACAAAUUUAAAUAGUUACGAUGAUUUUGAUUUAUGUAGAAUGAAAUGGAAAUCUUGAAACUAUAAUAGAAGUUUGGUCAUUAUAAUUUAGAGAAUUUUCAAUGGUCUUGUAAAAUUCACUAGGUCCGAAAACUGAAAGCUUACGAAACUGGCUUAUUAAUUGGCAUUAUUAAUACUUAAAACAUUUACUAAUAACGAAACAACUGUUAUUUAAUUUGCUAGCCCUAUGUUUUUAUUUCAUAUAACAUUCGAAAAAAAAAAUUGAAUAGUUACAUACCCAAAUUCUACUUUCCCUAUUUGUCAUAAAAUUUUGAUGACAGUUUUAUGUACCUAGACGGCUAAUUACUUCCAUUCCAAAGUCACUUAUUAAACAAUAAUGUAAAUUAAAGUAAAGUUAGUGAAUGAAUGGUACCUAUAUGUUUAAACUAGAUAUUAAAUGAUUUAAAAUAUACAUUUUGUUAAAUAAUUAUAUAGGAAUGUAAGUAGGUACCAAAGUAACAAAUCAUUUUUACGUUAGCUUAUUAUUUUUUGUUUUAAAAAAUUCAAGAUCUAGGUUUAUUUGUAAUAUUUCCAUGAUGGAUAUUAUUUUUGAAAUGCUGUAUUUCUGGGUACCUAAAAUUAUACAAUAACAUUGUAUUUUAUAUAUUUUUGAAUUAACUAGGGAUAAUAUUUUAUUCUUAAGUUUAAAAUAAUCUUGAAAAUAUGGCAUUUAUCAAUUAACAAACUUUUUCAAAUGUCCAACUUGCAUUUAACAGAUUAUUAUUUAUUUUGCAUAUGUAGAUGAUAAAAAUUAAUGAUAAAAUAACAGUGUAAUAGUAACAAAUUCAAAAUAUACAGGCCUUGCACAUUAUCAUUGUAUCCGUUUUGUGUCAUUUUAUUGUUUUUUUUAUGUGUACAUCAUAUUACAUACUAUAGUUAUAAAAUAAAAACAAUUGUUGAAAAUGGCAAACUGGAUAUUGUUAUUCAGUAUGAUUAACUAUUGGACAAUUAAACUUGUUAUUUUAUCAUGGAUUACGGUGUAUUUACUUGAAAUUGGUAUAUUAAUUUAUUUUAAAUUGUGUUACAGAUGGCUGACGUUAAGGCAGAGGUAAAAACUGAAGCUGGAAAAAGAAAAAGAGCAAGCAAAGUAAUUAUUUUUAUCUGUUUAUUCUUAAAAGUCUUAUAAUGAAAUCUAAUUGUGGGUUGUGAUCAUAAUCACUGAUUAUUUGAAAUAUCAUAAUUUUUUUAAAAAAAAAAUAAAUAAAUUUUGGAUAUCAUCCAUAUUUCAUUUUAAAUAAUCUAAACUUCAUUAAUCAUUCAGUGUUUGAAUGUAUUAUUUUGUGUAUUCUUGGUUUUAACAUAAUGAGUCUGUAAAAAUCCAAAAUUGUUGUGACAUUUACCAAGAGUUGGAAAUUUAUUAAGUUGUUUAAAAUUGUGUUAUAGAAAGAAGAAGUGAAGGCUCCUAUUGUAAAGAAGAAGGUGAGGCCAAGUAGAGAGAAAUACUUUGCUAAAUAUGAUGAGAAAAAGAAGGCUCUUGCAAAUGGUACCCUGAAGAAAAUACCCUCGAAAAAACCAAAGCAAAAUUUGUUGAGUGGUACAGCUACAUGGAAAGUGGUUUACAAGAGUGGAACUUGGCGUUUCGUUCACAAGCCUACUGAAAAUAAGUUGUUAUCUAAGGCCGCAGCCACAGCUAAGGCUGAAGGGAAACCAUUAGUCAUAACUCCGGUAAAUAUAUACAUAUAUAUUUUUUUUUCCUUUAGACCUAUGUUAUAUUUAUUAUUAGAACACAGAUUUAUAUUCUCUUAAAAUAACCAAAAUAUGAUGCAUAUAUUCUCUUAAAAUUUUGAAUAUAUGCUUGUAAUAUCCUCUGAAAAUAUUAUUCAAAUAUACAAAACUAUCAUUUUAUAUUAGUAUAUUCUCCUUAUAUUAAAAUUUGUAUUUAAAUCUAAAACAAUUUGUUAAAUAAUAAUUUACCAAAUCAAUAACAUUAUUAAAAUGAUACGCUAAAUUUUUUUAGAUUGUUUUGACAUUUCAUUAAAUUAAAUCUUGUAAAUCAAAGCACAACAGUCAUAAAAUAUAAAAAGAUUUUUAAUUUAAUUAGACUUCAAUUAAAAAUUGAUAACUCGUUAUCAUACUGAAGGAAAACAUGUGAUAAUUGACACAGUAACAAAUUAUUAUCAAUUAUUCAAGUUGUAACCUCGUAGGUAGUCUGUUGUCUGUAAAAUGACCACUAGAUAUCAAAAAUUUGACCAGCGUGCUUCAACAUCAUUUAUAGUUUUCUUAUUAUGAUAAACAGUCAAAUAAUAAUUUUUGCAUUUAAUUAUCAUUUGUCAAUUAUCUAAUCGUAGUGACAUUGAAAACUAUCCUAUGAUUUACCCUUUAAUAAAUUAUUAUAUAAUAUAAAAAAAUGUUCAGUCAAAUAUGUAAAAAAAAUGAUUUUAUAUGAAUAUAUUCUCUAUAACACUUAAAUGCAAAAUACAAUUUUGUAUGCAGAUUCAUUGUACUGUGAAUCAUUGACAUAUCUUAUUCUCGUGGUUGUGUAUGCAUACAUUAAAAACAUGUUUUUACCUAGAAGUCCACGCUCUAUUAUUUACUUAUUUUAAAUAGGAUAGUUACACUAUGUUUUAUAUUGUGUGGAUAUUUCUCGGAAUACUAUGAUACAGGUAGGUGUACAGUAGUAUACAUAGUACUUGAAAUGUUGACAAUAUCCCAAUUUUUUUUUUUGGGACCCCCAUGUUGAAAAUCAUUGUAUUAAAUGAUUUGUUUCCAGUAGCGCCUCACUUAAAACACUUGAAAGUUUUUUAUUUUCUCUGAAAACACUUGGUAAAAAAAGUUAAAAUAACUCAUAUUUUACUUAGUAGGAAUUGAAUAAUAUAGGAUGUAAAUAGUUUCAUAUGUUAAAAUAACAAAAUUAGGCGCAUCAAUGUUAUGCACAGGACUUCUACUAAGAGUAUUAAACACCAUCUAUUCUCGCUCUGCACGAUUAAUAAUGAAUAUAUUCAAUAUUUAUUACUUCUAAUUAUUAAUAUUUAUAUUUCAAGUGUAUGCAUUGCUUUGCAAUUUUAUGUUUAGCAUAAUAUUUAUUUUAUACCUAACAAUUUUUUUAAAUAUUUUUACUAGUUUUAUAUUUACUAUGUCUAAACUAGAGGUACUAAAAAAGUAGAUAGCAUUAGAUGAAAUUAAUAUGCUUAUAAUAAAACUAGGUGACAAUCUUGUGAACACAGUGUAUGACUAAACAAUGUGGAUUUUUCUUCCAAUGAUAUUUUAUUUGAAAAAAAAUGUUUACAUUCUCAACAAAUUAAAAAAAAACUGUUAUUAAUCAACACAUGACUUGAAUUUUUGCUAUCUCUGUGCUACUUUCGUCACAAAGGAAAAUACUCAUAUUGCUUCACUCGGAAUCUUGUUUUUUGGUUGCGAUGAUUUAUCAGGAUAUUAAUUAAAUUUACUCUAUAUCUCCAUAUGCCCUAUCUUUAUUAACUUUCCAUAUAUUACAGUUUUAUACAGUAUACCCAUGGUGUAAAGUAUUUAUGACUUCUAUUUUAUUAUUGUUUUUAUUUUAUAGAAAAAGAAGUCCAUCAUUGUCAAGCCAAUUAAGGGGGAAAAGAAUGGCGGAACUCGUGAAGUACACACUGUCAAACGCAAGGCUUACUAUGCUACAAUGAAAACGUAAAUAUUUCAACUUUAUUAUUGACUUAAUUUUCUUGUUAACUAAGAGUAAGUUUAAACUUACUUUAUGAUAUGCAUAAAUAAAAUUGAAUUAUAUUUAUUAAACACCAAUAAUUUUAUCAUUAUAUUAAUAAUUAUAUACAAUAUUAUAAUAAUUAUUAUAUUUAUAUUUAUAUCUAUGGGAUAUACAAAUCUAAACAAUUCUAUUAGUUUUAAGUAUUCUUGUGCUAAAGAAAGUUCAUAAGUCAUACAUUUAUAUUUAUGCACCAUUUCUAUAUCAUUUCAAGUAAAAUGGACACAAAUAACUGAUACAUUUAUUAUUUCUAAACUGAAUGAUGCAAUUUGUUCUGUAUCAGAAUGGUAAAUGCAUAUUUUCAAUUUCAAGAAAGUCUUAUUGAACCAGAGUCGCAGGUUAUACGCAUUGAAGUAUUCCUGUGCUAAAGAAAGUUCAUAAAUCAUAUUCAUUUAUAUUUAUGCACCAUUUCUAUAUCAUUUCAUGUAAAAUGGACACAAAUAACUGAUACAUUUAUUAAUCUAAUCAAAUGCUGGGAAAUAAAAUAUGUUCUCUUUUGUUAAUUGAAAAUGAAACAUGUUUAAUAUGUUUUUGACAGUGAUUAUUUUUAUUAAAAAAUGAUCAUUUAUGUUAACAUUAUUUUUUAUAAGUAAGGAACAUUUAUCUUACUAAGAGAUUUAGAGUUUGGAAGAUAUAUUAUGGUCACAAAAGUUAGAAGUUAAGUGAAAUUACUAAUAAUUUUUGUACACCGUUUUAUUUUUGUCAUGAUGCCCUUAAGUGAUCUAGUAAUUAUGAAUCAUUGAUUUAAUAAUAAUUAUAUUAUUUUUGUGCUAUGUUGUGAUGGUAUUUAGUGGUUUUCAGCCACUAUUAACUAUGUCACCUUCGAAUAUUUUUUGAAAAUCCCUACACUUUACUUUAAUCUUAAAUUCUCUAUUGUCAUAAUUUGUAACCAAAUAUAUUUAAUAAUAAUAUACCUCAUAAUCUUAUUUAUAAUUUAAAAAUUAAAUUUGAAUAGAAUAAAAAUAAGUGGAUACAAUUAAUGCUACACUUAAACUUGUUUUUACAAUUUACAUUAUCAUAAAAAGUAGUGUUUCUUCUAUUCUUUAAUUUUCAUACCAAACAUAAUAAUGCAAAAAUAAUGAAUGAUACAUAACAAUGUUUUUUAAGAAAAGAUGUUAGUUUCAUUUUAUUUGGAACUAUGGACUUUUCAACAACUUGAUUUUAUAAAAAAUAAAUUUUGGGAAAUAUUUUAUUUGAUUUAUUUACAGCAAUGUUAAAAUUUGUGUAUGAAUGAUAUUUUUAUUUUUAUUUAAUUAUUUUUUAAUAUUUCUUAUUCAAAUUUCUAGCAUCUCUGUUAAGUUGUCACUGUUAUUAGUCAAUGUACAUGGUACUUAUUUAUUUACGUAUCUGCAACAAUAUAGUGUAAUAAUAUGUUCUUGUUUAUAGAUAAUCAUAAUUAAUUAAAAACUAUUGUUUUUUUUUUUUUUUUUUUAAAGCCCUAAGAAACAUAGGAGCCGUGGUCUGUUCAAAAAUCAUAAGCGUAAUACUCGUUCUUCGUUGACUCCUGGAACAGUCGUGAUUUUAUUGACUGGUAUUCACAAGGGUAAACGUGCAGUUUUGUUGAAAACUCUUGACACAGGUUUAUUGUUGAUUACUGGACCAUUCAUUUUGAAUUCAAUCCCAUUGAGACGUGUACACCAAGGUCAUGUCAUUGCCACCAAAACAAAGUUGGAUAUUUCUAGUGUUCAGAUUCCUGAAGAGGUUGAUGACAAAUACUUUAAGCGUAUUUUGUUGAAGAAGAAGCCCAAGAAGGGUGACAGUAGCAAAAUCUUAUUCGUUCAGAAAAAUAAGGUAAUAGUAUUUAGUUUAUAUUGAUAUUUUAUUACUAUUUUCAUCAAUUUCAUGUUUGUAGACCUACCGACCAACUGAAAAAAGGAAGUCUGAUCAAAAGCUAGUUGACAAACAGAUAUUGGACAUUCUUAAGAAACAUCCAGACAGGAAAACAUUUUUAAUGUAUCUUGCAUCUACAUUUGGUUUGAAAAGUAAUCAAUACCCACACAGGAUGCAAUUUUAAGUGUGCUUUAUUGAUUAUUUUUUCAUAAAAUAUAGGAAUAUACAACUUCCAUAUAUUUUUAAAUGAUUUUUGUAUUUAUUAACCUUUAUUAUAUCUAAUAAUGAUGCCUUAUUCUAACUAUUAUCCUUUUGAAUCAAAUAUCAUAAACAACCCAUAAUAAUGAUUCUUUCUGUUUAAUGGUUUCUGUCCUUGAAAGAAGAAGAUAUUAUGUAAAUUAAUAUUAUUGAAUAGUGUGGUAUUCUGUGUAGAACGAAAUAAAAUACUAAUGACAAUUCUAUGGUAAGUUCUACUAAUUUGUUAGCUUUGUAUCGAAAAGCAGCCUUCUUUUGUUCUGGGAAUAUUUACUACCUAUAACAACGGCUAACUGAAGAGUUAUUUAAUAAGCCCUAGAUUUAUGUGGAACAAAUCCAUGAAAUAUUCAAGUUUGUAUCAUAAAUAUACACAGAAUUUGAAAACUAAUUUUUAUUACUAAUAGCCACAGUAUAUAAUUUUUUGUGAAAAUAAUAAACAAUUUAAAU
Molecule: messenger RNA, 6436 nt
Organism: Cinara cedri
Lineage: Eukaryota; Metazoa; Arthropoda; Insecta; Hemiptera; Aphididae
Source: the annotation of a GenBank genome assembly